Manis pentadactyla (Chinese pangolin) is the source of this 948-nucleotide messenger RNA. RefSeq names its product olfactory receptor 5B2-like. Gene Ontology annotation, cellular component: membrane. The transcript has a single exon. Gene Ontology annotation, molecular function: odorant binding; G protein-coupled receptor activity; olfactory receptor activity. The record is from RefSeq and is a predicted model, not a curated record. Bases 4 to 948 code for a protein of 314 amino acids. Gene Ontology annotation, biological process: G protein-coupled receptor signaling pathway; sensory perception of smell. Lineage: Eukaryota; Metazoa; Chordata; Mammalia; Pholidota; Manidae.
UCUAUGGAAAACAACACAGAAGUGACUGAGUUCAUCCUCCUCGGACUAACCAGUGCCCCAGAACUGCAGGUCCCCCUUUUUAUAAUAUUCACUCUCAUUUACCUCAUCACUGUGGUUGGAAACCUGGGGAUGAUCCUGUUGAUCCUGCUGGACCCUCGUCUCCACACCCCCAUGUACUUCUUCCUCAGUAACCUGUCUCUGGCGGACUUUUGUUACUCUACAGCUGUCACUCCCAAGGUCAUGGCUGGGCUCCUUACAGGGGACAAGAUCAUCUCCUACAGUGCAUGUGCUGCUCAGAUGUUCUUUUUUGUAGCUUUUGUUGCUGUUGAAAAUUUCGUUUUGGCCUCCAUGGCCUAUGACCGCUAUGCAGCAGUGUGUAAGCCCCUCCACUACACCACCACCAUAACCACAGGUGUGUGUGCUUUCCUGGCCAUCGUCUCCUAUGUCUUUGCUUUUCUGACUGCUUCGAUUCACGUUGGAAACACGUUCCAUCUUUCAUUCUGUAUGUUGAAUGUCAUCCAUCACUUUUUCUGUGAUAUUCCUGCAGUGAUGUCUCUGUCUUGCUUUGACAGACAGGCUAGUGAACUCAUUCUUGUUGUUGUGGCAAGUUUCAAUAUCCUUUUUGCUCUCCUGGUUAUCUUGAUUUCCUACCUGUUCAUAUUUAUCACCAUCCUGAAGAUGCCCUCGAUGGAAGGAUACCUGAAGGCUUUUUCCACCUGUGCUUCCCACCUCACAACAAUCUCCAUCUUCUAUGGGACAGUCAUCUUCAUGUACGCCCAGCCCAGCUCCAGCCAUUCCAUGGACACAGACAAAAUCACAUCUGUGUUCUAUGCUAUGAUCAUCCCCAUGCUGAACCCUAUGGUCUACAGCCUCAGGAACAAAGUGGUCAAAAGUGCAUUCACGAAGGUUGUCAAGAAGGCAAAACAGUCUUUAGGCUGCACCUCCUAA